This is a messenger RNA of Sesamum indicum (sesame), 3166 nucleotides long. RefSeq names its product Glycosyl hydrolases family 31 protein (gene RSW3). Gene Ontology annotation, molecular function: alpha-glucosidase activity; carbohydrate binding. Lineage: Eukaryota; Viridiplantae; Streptophyta; Magnoliopsida; Lamiales; Pedaliaceae. The record is from RefSeq and is a predicted model, not a curated record. Gene Ontology annotation, biological process: N-glycan processing; carbohydrate metabolic process.
UUCUCAGUUACCAGUCUCAUUUCUCACACGCCGUACUUCCAAACACUCUUUGAAAUUCUUGGUCUGUUAACCAUUUCUUCCCGAUCACAUGAUUUGUCUACACUGUGAGCAGUGAUCUGUUCUUCACAAGAAAUUGAAACAAGAAGCAAUGGGGAAACCUCUGUGCACUGUUUUGUUUCUCCUUCUAUUCGUAAAUUGUUGUUUUUCUUGGAAAAAAGAUGAGUUCAGAAACUGCAAUCAGACCCCAUUCUGCAAACGCGCCCGUUCACGGAAGCCGGGCGCCUGCUCCUUGAUCGCCACGGAUGUCUCCGUCUCUGACGGUGAUCUUGUGGCAAAACUCAUUUCUAAGGAGAAUAAUCAAGAAAAUUCUGAAAAUCAAGGGAAGCCCAUAAAGCCCUUGGUUAUCAGAAUAUCGGCAUAUCAGGAUGGAGUGAUGAGGGUGAAGAUUGACGAGGACCAAAGUUUAGGUCCACGAAAGAAGAGAUUUGAGGUGCCGGAUGUGAUUGUACCUGAGUUUUUGGAAAAGAAGCUGUGGCUGCAGAGGCUGAAAGAGGAGAAAAAUGAGGAUGGUUCGGGUAUCUUGUCUUUCGUUUAUCUUUCUGACGGGUUUGAAGGAGUGAUUAGGCAUGACCCUUUUGAGGUAUUUGUGAGGGAGAGUGGUAAAAAGGGUAAAAAGGUGUUGUCUUUGAACUCAAAUGGCUUGUUUGAUUUUGAACAGCUGAGGGAUAAAAAAGAGGAAAAUGAGGAUUGGGAGGAGAGGUUUAGGAGCCACACUGAUACAAGGCCCUACGGACCACAGAGUAUUAGCUUUGAUGUGUCGUUUUAUGAUGCUGAUUUUGUUUAUGGCAUUCCAGAACACGCCACUAGUUUAGCCUUAAAGCCAACUAAAGGGCCUGGAGUUGAGGAUUCUGAGCCCUAUAGGCUUUUUAAUCUUGAUGUUUUUGAGUAUAUCCAUGAUUCUCCUUUUGGGCUCUAUGGGACUGUUCCAUUCAUGAUAUCACAUGGUAAGUCACGAGGGAGUUCUGGGUUUUUCUGGCUGAAUGCUGCUGAAAUGCAGAUUGAUGUUUUGGGGCCUGGCUGGAAUGAUGAGUUCUCUUCGGUUUUAAUGUUACCUUCUGACCAGAAGAGGGUUGAUACCUUGUGGAUGAGUGAGGCUGGUGUGGUGGAUGCAUUCUUUUUUGUUGGUCCGGGGCCAAAAGAUGUAGUUAAGCAGUACACUAGUGUAACAGGAGCACCAGCCUUGCCUCAGCUGUUUGCUAUUGCCUACCAUCAGUGUAGGUGGAAUUAUAGAGAUGAGGAGGAUGUUUUCAGCGUUGAUGCGAAAUUUGAUGAGCAUGACAUUCCCUAUGAUGUUUUGUGGCUUGAUAUUGAGCAUACUGAUGGGAAGAGGUAUUUUACAUGGGACAAAAUGCUAUUUCCCAACCCACAAGAGAUGCAGAUGAAAUUAGCUGCAAAAGGUAGGCAUAUGGUGACUAUAGUUGACCCUCACAUCAAGCGGGAUGACUCAUAUUUCAUUCAUAAGGAGGCUUCCCAAAAAGGAUACUAUGUGAAGGAUGCAACUGGAAAGGAUUUUGAUGGAUGGUGCUGGCCUGGCUCUUCAUCAUACCUGGAUAUGGUGAAUCCAGAGAUUAGAUCCUGGUGGGCUGAUAAGUUCUCAUACGAUAAUUAUGUUGGUUCGACUCCAUCUUUGUACAUCUGGAAUGACAUGAAUGAACCUUCUGUCUUCAAUGGCCCAGAGGUCUCAAUGCCUAGAGAUGCUUUACACUAUGGAAAUGUUGAGCAUAGGGAGCUUCAUAAUGCCUAUGGCUACUACUUCCACAUGGCUACAGCUGAUGGGCUUGUUAAGCGAGGUGACGGAAAAGACAGACCUUUUGUUUUGUCAAGAGCCUUUUUCCCUGGGAGUCAAAGAUAUGGAGCAGUUUGGACAGGAGACAACUCAGCUGAAUGGGACCACUUAAGGGUUUCAGUUCCCAUGAUCCUGACACUCGGUUUAACAGGGAUCUCAUUCUCUGGUGCGGAUGUUGGUGGAUUUUUUGGUAAUCCUGAUACUGAGUUGUUGGUUCGCUGGUAUCAGCUGGGUGCCUAUUAUCCCUUCUUUAGAGCACAUGCUCAUCAUGACACCAAACGACGUGAACCUUGGUUGUUUGGGGAACGCAAUACAGAAGUUAUUAAGGAAGCCAUACAUGUACGCUAUAUGUUGCUUCCUUACUUUUACACAUUAUUCAGAGAGGCGAAUGCCAGUGGUGUUCCCGUCGCUCGUCCUCAACGAUGAGGCAUUUAUGGUUGGAAACAGUCUUUUGGUACAAGGAAUAUACACUCAGCGAGCCAAACACGUGUCUGUGUAUCUUCCUGGAGAUCAAUCUUGGUAUGACAUGAAAACUGGAACUGCUUACAAGGGAGGAGCAACUCAUAAGUUGGAAGUUUCGGACGAUAGCAUACCUGCUUUCCAACGGGCUGGUACCAUCAUACCAAGAAAAGACAGAUUUCGACGAAGCUCCACACAAAUGGAAAACGAUCCUUACACUCUGGUAAUAGCUCUCAAUAGUUCCAAAGCUGCUGAAGGCGAGCUCUAUGUUGAUGAUGGGAAGAGCUUUCAAUUCCAGAAAGGCGCAUAUAUACACCGACGUUUCACAUUUUCAAACGGGAAGCUUACGUCUUCGAACUUGGCCCCUGCAACAGCUGCCCUCAGCAAAUUUACCUCAGACUGCACUGUUGAGAGAAUCAUACUCUUAGGUCUGUCUCCUGAACCAAAGACUGCCUCUGUCGAACCAGGUAACGAGAAGGUAGAUAUUGAGUUGGGGCCACUUGUGCUUCGAGAAGGGAAGGGCCAAUCUGUUCUGACGAUCCGCAAGCCUAAUGUGCGAAUUUCAGAUGAUUGGACAAUCAAAGUUUUGUGAGAACUGCUUAGAGAGAGUGGCACUCGCCUUGGAUCAUAGGAUCUUGUCAAUGAGGAACGUGUCCGAUUUGAUUAGACACUAGAAUAAUCUAGCUGUGUAACUGUUCUUUUACAGAAUCCAAUAUGGGAAUAUUGAUCGGCCAGGAUUAUUCCGCGUUCGAUAAUUGUGUUUGUUUCUUUCCUGGAUCGUCAUUUUCUCAGGACUGCAUUUGGAUGGAAGGAUCUGCAGAAAGAAUUCGAAUGACUUACACUGAACGAUUUUGGAAUUCA